GCGGUGACCUGGGAACUUGUUGCGUAAAAAACAUGUCGGAAUGAUCGCGUAGUUCGACCAUCAUCCCAUUAAAGAAAUGGCGAGAUUUAUUGCCCAAAUCAUCAUUCUUGGUGGUCAAGUUAUCGGACGAGCGUUUGCUCAAGCCCUGCGUCAGGAGUUUCAAAGUGGAGCUGCAGCUCAGAAAGCAUCAAAGGGGGCUCAAGAGGGUGCCAAAAGAGCUGCCUCAAACAGUGUUAUGGGAUUGACUUUAGAGGAAGCUAAACAGAUCCUCAAUGUUCAAGAUCUGAACUCUGAACUAAUUACAAAGAAUUAUGAUCAUCUAUUCAAAAUCAAUGAGAAGAAAGCUGGAGGAUCAUUCUAUCUUCAAUCAAAGGUAUACAGAGCAAAAGAAAGACUUGAUGAGGAAUUGAAAAUGCAGGAAAAUGAAAAUGACAAGCAAAAACAGAACAAUAGCAGUGAAUUUGAUAGAUGACAGUUGUUUCUAAGGAACAGCAUGGCAUAGUGUGGUAUUGGUGCAUCAGAUUCUCCACACACACGAAAAAAAAGAAAUGUUAAUAUUUUGCUGUCUGCUUUUUAUACAGUGGCAUGCAGUGAAUGUGCAAGGAAAAACGUAGUUCUUUAAAGCACAGGGGUACUCUACUUGUACCACAAAGUUAUAUGCCUGUGACUGUAUGCUAGAAAAAGGAAAUGCCAAGAUGAAUUUGUGACCAUCUUUACUCACCAUUGAUUUACAUCUUAUGCUCAUUACUCUUCUUUGUCGGUGUUAAAGGGAAAAUUUGUGUGAUGUUCAGUUAUUUAUCCCUGUACAGUACAGCUGUAGCUGUUCAUUUGUAUUCACUGGUGCCAUUCUAUUCUUUACUGCCUACCGGGGAUGACAUAUUUUGUGAACUUUAUGUGUUGAGAAUAAAUGUUGAUUUCAUUCUAAUA
Messenger RNA from Stylophora pistillata, 927 nucleotides. Its product is annotated as mitochondrial import inner membrane translocase subunit tim16. The record is from RefSeq and is a predicted model, not a curated record. Lineage: Eukaryota; Metazoa; Cnidaria; Anthozoa; Scleractinia; Pocilloporidae. Gene Ontology annotation, biological process: protein import into mitochondrial matrix. Gene Ontology annotation, cellular component: TIM23 mitochondrial import inner membrane translocase complex.